This is a messenger RNA of Xiphophorus maculatus (southern platyfish), 1349 nucleotides long. It is a transcript of the gene cyb561d2, whose product is annotated as cytochrome b561 domain-containing protein 2. Gene Ontology annotation, molecular function: transmembrane monodehydroascorbate reductase activity. The record is from RefSeq and is a predicted model, not a curated record. Gene Ontology annotation, cellular component: endoplasmic reticulum. NCBI's taxonomy places the organism in Eukaryota, Metazoa, Chordata, Actinopteri, Cyprinodontiformes, Poeciliidae. The coding region runs from base 219 to 806 and encodes 195 amino acids. The transcript is spliced from 4 exons.
GCGUUUUCCCAUUCCUGCAACGGGACAUCAGGGCGACGUGUACGAAGAGUACGAGACACUGGACGUUUUGUCAAGUUAAAGUUAUAUGACUGUGAUUUAAUAACGAUGGUCAUCUGAUGAUCUUAAGCAGAGCUGAGCUACAGUCAGGGAAGGACUUUUAAUUAUCGUCACUUCCGCUUUCAUUGAGUUGGAGACGAUCUGACGUGAUAAUUUAUAACAUGAUCCACAACAAGGAGGCUGAAUCUGAAACUCGGUUUUACGGUUUUAUUAGAGCAGUCUCUGUAGGACUGACUCACAUAAUCUCCAUAGCCUUUCCUGUUUUUAUUGCAUUUCUCUCCCUACCUGGAACAAGUGUGUUUUCAUGGCAUCCUUUCCUGAUGACAGUAGCUUUUGGCUUCUUUAUGACGGAAGCCAUCCUGCUCUUUUCGCCCUACGGCUCCUUCAUCAAGAGGUUUCCACACAAGACCAAAGGCCGUGUUCACUGGAUCCUGCAGAGCCUCUGUGGCUCCUGUGCCGUUCUGGGCCUGGCUGCCGUCUACUACAACAAAAAUCUGAACGUCCUUGGCAGCCAUGCCUCUCAUUUACCACUCUCUGGCCAAAGACUGGUCCCUCGCCAAGCUGAAGCGCUACCACGCCGCGUCAGGACUCGUCACCUUCCUGCUGGGCUGCACCAGCCUGCUGCUCGGGCUCUGCUCCUCCUGGUUCACGGCGUCAGUAGGGGGGUACGCCUGGUACCUGGCAGCAAUCUGCCCCGCUCUCAGCGCUCUGAUCAUUAUGAAUCAGGUCUCCAGUGCUUACGUUGCUAAAAAGCGGCUGCAGUCCUGACGGAGGCGCGUUGGAUGAACAGAGCUAAGCUCACUGUACUCCUUUAAAGACUGAAAUAUUACUUCUCAGUUCACAAACUUUCCUGCCUUUUUUGAUUUUUGAUGCAAUUUUUUGUUGGUGAUCUUUCCAUGCUUGAAUGAAUAAAAAGUCAAAAUAUGAAGAAGAGAAACAAGAGUCCUUUUUAUACUUGCAUACUAGUACAUGCUCUUAUAAAGCAACAUGCAUUUUUUUUUAGCGUUAUGCACUGCGAGUAUGCUCUGCAAGCAGAACAAAUAAUUCAAAUAAAAAAUGAAAAAACAGAAAUAUAUACAUCAUUUUCAAGUACAAAAAUACAAUUUUGGUGGUCAAAGUGGAAAAAAAUAAAAACAUUUGUAAUAACUGCAAGUAUUUCUGUAACUGAUUAUUGCUGAAUCUACUUGGGAAUUGGUGAGAUAGUUAUUUAAAGGUGGAAUACUGACUAAUCUGAUCUCACACAAAUAUACUUCACUUUUUUGCUUUGUUUAUUUUUCUUGCACAUUCUAGCA